AUUUCAACUUCAGUUUUACAUUUUGAUCCGUCUGAUGAUGUAAUUUUUUAGAUAUUAAAUGAUUGAUGUUUUCAUCAGUUAUCAGUACAUGAGUAGCUUUUUUACCAAGUAUUUCUUUACUGGAGUAAUUUCUUGAAUGGCUAGGUUUUACUUUCACUUGAGUAAAAAGAUGUUGAAGUAUUUUUUGGGUACACUAUCCGCCUCUAUAUAAUUGUUACGCUGCUCUUGUUUGUGUUCCAGAAGACGUUAGCGAAGGUGAAAUAAUUUAUUUGAGCAAUGUUAUUGAUACUUUCUUUUACAGGGCAAGAACAGCAAUUCAGCACUGUAGCGGUGGUGAACAGAUCGGUUGUGGCUCGCUGGCUGUGUUUGCAGAUGUGAGAUGAACUGGGUCAGACGAUGUGUGGACCGGUCCUCCCCCUGGGUCUGCUGCUGUGGAUCCUACUAGCAGCACGAGGUGUAGCAGCCGUGGUCCAAACUCAGCAGACUGUGUCAGCCGCACUGGGAAAAGAUGCCACUUUCAUCUGUCAGCUCCUGGAAACUAAAGUUGUCUCGCAGGUCACCUGGCAGAAGGUCUCGGGGAACACAGAGAGGAAUAUCGGCGCUUACUCCGAGAAAUUUGGUCCAUCGGUGUAUCCAGAAUAUAAAGAUAAAGUUCAGUUUACGGAAGCUGGACUGCAGAAGAACUCCAUAGUUAUCAGGAACGUCACAGAGCAGGAUGCAGGAUGUUAUCGCUGCCUGUUCGCCACCUUCCCUGAUGGAAAUCUGAUAGGGAGAACCUGCCUGAAGGUUUAUGGGUCGUCUGAAUAUUCUGCAUCGUAUGACAGAGGCGUCAGUAAGUUCACAGUCAGAUUCUCAAAUGAGUUUUGUUUUUUCUUUUUUUUUUUCCUUUUGCUGAACCACACGUUUUCUUCCUACAGCAUGGCUUUCUACUGCUGCAGCAGUGGCAGCCUGGAAUUUUUUACUGUCCUGCUUGUACUAGGAAUAAGAAAAAAAACUUUCAAAGGACGCCACAGAAAAUGCAAGCAUGUAAUUCAUUCCUCAGUAUCACAGAUAGAUUUAUGGUCUUUUACCAGGAAUUACUAUGCUGGACAUCAAGGAGGACCUGACCAAAGCAGCUGAAGAAGAAUUGUACUUCCACCAUUAGUGGAACCAGCCAGACUUUCCUUCUUGAGCAAACAGCAGCUCUUUCCAAAUGUCACUGUAAUGCAGGAAUUCCUGACACACGCAGAGUUCAAGGAGAGACUGAUUGUUGUUGAAUCUUUUGCACAACUGUGCAUCACUAGCAACUCUGUAUUUAAUCUGUUGCUUUCAGUGACCUUUGUGUCUUUGCCUGGGUGUUACUUCAGGAUUUGUAAGAACGGAUGUCUUCUUAAAAAGAUCCACUGAAUCUGUAAAAAAAUAAAAAUAAAUAAAGAGAGGAAAUGGUGGCUUUAGCAGUAUUAAACUUCAUGCAUCAUAACUCUGCUUUCAAAAUCAGAGGGAAGUCCGCAGUGAGAUUUAAACAGUAAAGAUAUUCAUUGCUUAAAUCAAACAUCUGCUAAUGAAGAAAGACUUUACAAUUACAAAUACUUUUUUUAAAAAUUCGACAAAUUGUUCCCAGUUAAAGAAUCAAACUGUCAUGUCUUUAUGAUGCCGACAUGAAUGUAUGUCGGAUUUUUGCUGAGGAGAAAAAGAACAUGCUUUUGUUUGAAUUGCCUCAUUAAUGUGAAUUUAGCUCAUAGAUGUUCUCAAGAAAUAAUUUUAAAUAAGUAAUGACUUAAGA
This is a messenger RNA of Xiphophorus hellerii (green swordtail), 1762 nucleotides long. RefSeq names its product OX-2 membrane glycoprotein-like. Gene Ontology annotation, cellular component: neuronal cell body; axon; cell surface. Bases 397 to 1119 code for a protein of 240 amino acids. Gene Ontology annotation, biological process: negative regulation of neuroinflammatory response; heterotypic cell-cell adhesion. Gene Ontology annotation, molecular function: cell-cell adhesion mediator activity. The record is from RefSeq and is a predicted model, not a curated record. Lineage: Eukaryota; Metazoa; Chordata; Actinopteri; Cyprinodontiformes; Poeciliidae. The transcript is spliced from 4 exons.